Klebsormidium nitens is the source of this 2098-nucleotide messenger RNA. NCBI's taxonomy places the organism in Eukaryota, Viridiplantae, Streptophyta, Klebsormidiophyceae, Klebsormidiales, Klebsormidiaceae. The record is from the annotation of a GenBank genome assembly.
AGACAACACAGUUUCGCCAGCCAGCGCCCUGCAUUUGAUGAAUUCCCAUUCCCCAGGCAAGCCGCUUUCAAAGUUCUGAAGAGUGGCGUUAAUAAGUUAUGCAGAAACUUUUCAGAUGGCAGCAUUGGCGCCUGACGAUGUGUGCGAAGAGAUCGAGGCUUUGGAAGCCAUCUAUUUCGACGAGUGUCGGGUCGUAAAAACGUGGGCUCCGCUCCACCUUGAGAUCGCAAUGAAGCCUCGGACGGCGGAGGACCAAAGCUUGCAGUUCGUCCAGACAACCCUUGCUUUCAAGGCCAGUACAAAUUAUCCUGAGCAGCUGCCGGAACUGACACUGGAGAACAGCAAGGGGCUGGGUGACUUCCGGCAGGCGCACUUGCUGCAGGAGCUGCAGAAACUAAUGGAAGAGACGCCCCAGGGCGGCCUUCUCGUGGCAACUGCCGAGGCGGCGUUCGACCUGCUGACGAGCAUGAACCUCCCCGAGGGCGACUGUUGCUUCUGCAUGACCCCGUUUGCGGACAGUGGUGCGGACCGGCAAGAAGACGUCCGACAGCUCAUCAAAUUCACCAAUUGCUUCCACUGCUUCCACAGGCACUGCUGUCUAGACUGGUUCCGCUGGCAGCUCCGCCAGCACGAGGCGUUCCUGUCGGACGUCCGACGUCCGAAGCCCGUGGAGGGGGAUCCCUCUUCCGCUUCCGACGAGUUCGCCCUCCACUGUCCGGUGUGCCGUGCGUCCGUCAACGCCGAAGACAUUGGACGGCUGCGGACGCUGGCCUCAGAUGCAGAAGAGCAGGAAACCCGCGAAGCUGAGCCUGUGGAGACAGCCUUCGUUCCGACGCCGGAAGACCAGGCACGUCAGGGCGCUUUCGCAAAGCUCCUAGAGACGCAGCGCGGGCGGGGGGGACUGAUCGAAGAGAGGGCGGCCACCCCCGGAACGUCGGGCGGCGUGGCGCUCGUCCAUUCGUCGGCGCUUUGGAAGGCGGAGGACGAAGCCCCGGUCACAUCGGGCCGAGACGAAGAGCUCAGUGAGCGGCCGAACUCUGGGGCAAGACGGGACAGUGGUUCAAAUACAGCGUCAGAAGUUGGGGGCGCUUCUACACAAGACGAUGGCCGGGGUCCGAGUAGCCGGAGGGGUGCUCUGGGAGCGGGAGAGGGGUUCCGGGGGGAGGAGGAAAGGCCGACCAGUUCGGGUCGAGGUGGUCGGGGGAAUGAACCGGGGAGGGGUCAGGGGCGGAGGAGUCCAUGUGGACGAGGAAGCCAGCCAGGAAGAGACGAGCGAGGAGAGGGGUGGGACGCUGGCAGCAGUCGAGGCGGGGCAGCAAGGUCGAACCGAGGGGCGGGGAGGCAAUCCGGUAAUGGGAUCAAUGGUCGGGGAGGUCAACCGGGGUCGCGAGGAAGAGGAAGGGGCUUCACCAGGGAUAGGCGGAUGAGCGGGGAAGGGGGAGCUCUGAACGAGGGGGUUAGUGAGCUUUCGGACCGGUUGAGAGAUGUAGGAAGCAGUGGGGCGUCUAUCUUGGGCAGCCCCCCGGUUUUGAGAGGCGACAGAAAAGGCCAGGACUUGAACCAUAGAUUAGAAGACAGGCGCAGCAAUGAGAGAUCGGAAGCGGCAGUAAACGGCUUGUUGGGCGCAGCGCCCACGCCGCAAGCCAGCCGCGGAAAUGUAGACGCGCAAGGUGCAGGCCUUCGGAAUGCAGAGACGAGACAGAGCGAUAGGGGGAAGGUAGACCGGACUACGCAGCAGCGACAAAGAAACCAAGGCAGGCCUUCUGGAAGGGGAAGGGGCUCGACUGUGUCUGCAGCCAAUGGACAACCACCUAAUCCGAGGGUGUGAAGAUUCGAGCAUCCACAUAUGAGCUCCACGGCUACACUUGUAGCAACCACAGUGCCUGAUAGUUGCCACUUGCUGGCAGAAAAGGGAAUUAUGCAUAUUAGAGGCAUACGCAACCCAUGCACUGUUUCUAGCAACUCAAGCAUCCGGUCGAUGCGCAGUACAUAGAACGCCCAUAUGGACGCAACAUAGAAGCAUGUGCUUCCGACGGUGCAGCUAGGAUUUGACCAUGGUUGUCGCUUUUCGAACCACAUGCAGGUGGUUCGAAAAGCG